AUGUCUGUUAAUAAAGAAGACACACUUCGCCAGUUUUGUGAUGUUACGGGUGCUGACGAUGCUAGAAGCAGAUUCUUUUUAGAAUCCGCUAAUUGGCAACUUGAGGUUGCACUAUCCAGUUUUUAUGAACAUGGUGGGAAUGUUGAUGAUGCUCCUGCAAAUCCCACACCUGCUGUGGCUUCUCUACCAACUCUAUCUGAUAGUGACAUGGAGUCACCACCUGCCUCACCACUUCAUGUACAAAAGAAAGAUAAGAAAAAACAAGCGAAUACUAAGUUUGCCACAUUACAAUCGUUGCACUGUGCCAGCUCUAGUGAAGAAGAUGAAGGUCAAGCUUUCUACGCUGGAGGUUCAGAGAGAUCAGGUCAGCAGAUCUUAGGUCCUGGUAAAGGACGAAAAGAUAUUGUCACAGAGAUGUUUAAAAGUGUCAGAGAACAAGGCGCCGUGGUCUUCGAUAACGAACCGACCUCAUCGGGUAGGGGACGCGGAGCGUUCAGUGGUGCUGGAUACAGACUCGGACAAACAGCUGAUGAUCAUGAGCAAGUCACACCUGGCGGUAAUAGUCAACAACAGGAACAAUCUCGGUCCGUGAGGCUGCGGCUGUACCGUGAAGGGUUCACGGUGGAUUCGGGGCCGAUUAGAGCCUACACUGAUCCAGAGAAUAUGGAAUUCCUUAGCAGUAUACGACGAGGUGAAAUACCGAGUGAGUUGUCAAGGGGGAGGUGGAGAGGUGCGAGUCAGUUUAGAGGACCGUCGGCACGAAGAGUGUCCUCGAGGUACUUCGUCCAAACCACAAGCUUUUACUGGAAAGGGGCAUAUACUUGGAAGUCCCACGCCUGCGACCGUGGGCGCGACGGCCCCUGUGGCCGCCUCCGUAGACGAUCGUGCAGCCAAUCAGAGGGCGGCGCAACAAGCUGUCGCCCUGGACGAGGCCGCACCCGUCACCACUAUCCAGUUUCGCUUAGCCGAUGGCAGUCGGCUAACGGGUCGCUUCAACCACACUCACACAGUAGGCGAUUUGCUGCAAUACGUGUCGAGAGCCGAGCCCGCUUACCAAUUGCAGUCGUUCGCUCUGCUCACCACAUUCCCCAGUGUUGA
Molecule: messenger RNA, 1098 nt
Organism: Parnassius apollo (apollo)
Lineage: Eukaryota; Metazoa; Arthropoda; Insecta; Lepidoptera; Papilionidae
Source: the annotation of a GenBank genome assembly